GUUCGGAGAAGAGCGCGCGCGCAUCCUACCCCGUGCGAGAGAUCCGUACUCGCCCUCACAUAUUGUUCCGAACAUUAUGACUUAAAGACUUUUCCAACAAUAUUCAUCACCUAAAAAAGGACUCUAUCAAUUCUGGACUUUAUUGUGACUCGAAUGUGCAGUGAUUAAUCCCGACAUUUCACCGGCCGAUCGAUCACGCUCAACCGAUAUUUUGUUGGCGACAUCACCGGCCGAUAAUCGAAGCGACGUCCCGAUUCUUUUUAUUUUGUUAAUAAUUUAUUUAUCCUCAUUAACUGUGAUGGACGAGUUCGGUCGCAUUCUUGGAGAUUACUCAUUUAUGACAUGAGCUUUGUGGGUGUAUAGGACUUGGGUAAAACUUGCUGCUUAAGAUGGAGACUUUGGUACUGAUCCCUCAAGACCUGAGCUUGGCGCUGAGGCCUGGUGGUGCGAGGGGACGAGAGGCUUCUGUCAGCGUUUGGACGUCCACUGAGGUCCAGCGAGGGACCCUCUUCUACCCCUUCCAAGGAACCAUCAGGAUUGACAAGCUUCAUGUCUACUCUUACGUGCCUGAUCAUGAUAUUCGUCAUCGAUUUGGCUUGUUUGACGAAGUGACGUCAUCAGGGAGUGUGCAAGUUCGUCACUGUAACUGGGUUCGGUUUCUUCGUGUGUCGGAGAACUAUGGACCUCAAGUAAACCUAGUCUGCACAAAAGUGAAGGGAGAGCCGGUAUACGAAGCGGUCAAGCCAGUGUCACCACACACAGAGCUGGUGGUCUACUACUUGCCUGAGAGACCUGAGGAGAUGUUCUUCGUCAGAAUGAGGAACAACCUGUACAGACAGACCAUGGACUCUAUAUUAGAAGAUUCUCCUCUAGACCUUUCAACUUCACUUCUAUCAAGAGUCCUUCUUCCUAUCUCACCACCUUCAGGAACCGAAGAUGAACACAAGUCAGUCUCUGGAGAUUCCUUAACCUCAUCAUCAGCUGGGUCAUCAAGUGAAAUUUUGGAAAUGACACCUAAAAUUCAGAGAAGACCAGCGAAAUCAGAAAGAGCGCUUUUACCUUGUGAAGUUUGUGGGAAAGCCUUUGAUAGACCUUCGUUAUUGAAGAGACAUAUGAGAACACAUACAGGCGAGAAGCCCCACGUCUGUAUGGUAUGUAACAAAGGAUUCAGCACGUCAAGCAGUCUCAACACCCAUCGCAGAAUACACUCCGGCGAAAAACCUCAUCAGUGUCAGCAUUGUGGGAAACGGUUCACAGCCAGUUCGAAUUUAUACUACCAUCGGAUGACGCAUAUAAAGGAGAAGCCUCAUAAGUGCAGCCUCUGCUCCAAGUCGUUCCCGACCCCCGGUGACCUCAAGUCGCACAUGUACGUGCACAGCGGUUCCUGGCCUUACAAAUGUCACAUCUGCUCCCGAGGGUUCUCCAAGCAUACCAACCUGAAGAACCACCUAUUCUUGCAUACCGCUAAACAUCAAAGAAACAGCGCCAAGGAGGGCAACACUUGAAACGACAAUUUAUAUUCAUUUUACAAUAAAUAACAAAAAUAAAACGUAAUUUUAAGAGUCGAAUACACUUCGUACUGCUUACAUAUUUUUGUAAAUAUUUUACAAUAUCAAAGUGUGAUAUUAGACUUUAAGUAAUUUUAAGCGUUUAUUUAUUUUAAAGUGUUAUCUUCUGUAUAGUGAUAGUUUUAAUGGAAGUUUUAACUUAAAAAUUAAGGGGAAUUGAAUGGGGGUAUUUUUUAAAACAAAUAAAGACUUUUAACUUUAUUAUUAGUGAUUUAGUGGUGAAAUAUAAUUAAGAACCUGUUUGGAAAUGUCAAUUUAGAGCUUAGCUGACUUUUAGUUCGUCUGGACCUAUUUAAAAAUAUUUAAGGGUUGAAAGAUUUUAAGUUAUUAUUUCGCAUCGAAUUUUGGAGAAAUGUACACAAAUGAGUUCCGCAAAUUGUGGUAAACACAAACAUGACAGAUAGUUGGCCUAUUUAAAGUUAUUUUACAUUAUCCACGUGUAAAUAAACGCACAAUAAAACUACAUAGUAUUAUGUAGAAUAUAUAUAAUUUAAAAACUAUAUAGUACAUAAUGUACGUACGUAUAUUGUGAUUUUUAUCCGUCCGUAUUUUGUACAUAUCGCUUCAUUUGUACAACGAAUUAUUAAGUU
Molecule: messenger RNA, 2158 nt
Organism: Pectinophora gossypiella (pink bollworm)
Lineage: Eukaryota; Metazoa; Arthropoda; Insecta; Lepidoptera; Gelechiidae
Product: zinc finger protein 177-like
Exons: 7
Coding region: 390-1505 (371 amino acids)
Cellular component (GO): nucleus
Source: RefSeq, a predicted model, not a curated record